Molecule: messenger RNA, 447 nt
Organism: Acanthoscelides obtectus
Lineage: Eukaryota; Metazoa; Arthropoda; Insecta; Coleoptera; Chrysomelidae
Source: the annotation of a GenBank genome assembly
AUGGAACUGAACCGAGAACAUUUUUGCGCCAUAAUUUAUUACAACUUUCAGAGACAAUUAUCGCAACAAGAAUGCCUUGCUGAGUUACUGUCUCAAAGAACUAUUACUGCGGAUUGGUAUACCACCAUUUGUUUGUCAAAAAACACAGCCCAAAAAACAAGGCAGUAUUUAACGGAAGAAAACGUGGAAUUACUGGACCAUCCACCAUAUAGUCCCGAUCUAAGUCCUAACGAUUUCUUUACUUUCCCGAAAAUUAAAAACAGACUGCGUGAUCAAAGGUUCCAGUCACCAGAAGAAGCAGUUGACGCAUUAAAAAAUGCCGUUUUGAAUCUGCCAGCAAACGAGUGGAAUAAGUGCUUCGAAAAUUGGUUCGAGCGCAUGCAGAUGUGUAUUAAUCUUCGUGGAGAAUGCUUCGAAAUACAAUAAAGUCAUUUAAAACUACCUACC